AUGCUAAAGAGGUUGAGGAAAGGAUUGUGGAACUAUCGCAACUUCACCCUGAUUGUCCUCACACCACUGCUGCUGCUACCUCUUCCUGUUGUUGUCGGGACGAAGGAGGCAGAAUGUGCGUUUGUGUUGCUGCUGAUGACGACAUACUGGGUGAUAGAGGUGAUUCCACUGUCCAUGACCGCCAUGCUCCCCGCCAUCCUCUUUCCUAUGUUUGGCAUCAUGACUUCUACAGGCGUGGCAAAAGAGUACUUUAAAGACUUCCACUUCUUGCUGGUAGGCGUCAUCUGCCUCGCCACAUCGAUUGAGAAAUGGGGUCUUCACCGCAGAAUCGCCCUGAGGCUUGUCACCAUGGUGGGGGUCAACCCUGCAUGGUUGUUGUUGGGCUUCAUGUCCGGUUGUGCCUUCCUCUCCAUGUGGGUCCACAACACCUCAGCUGUGAUGAUGAUGAUGCCCAUCGUGGAGGCGGUUCUCCAGCAGAUCCUGGGAGCCAAGGAGCGGGGAUGUGUCGGUGAAGACAACCCCAACCUACAGCUGGAUGAUAAUGACGACCACAUUGACAAAAUGAAAGAAAUUGUGAGUAACAGGAAGGAUCUGGAAAGUCCUGAAGAAACCUUCACUGGUGUUCAGAUACAUUCACUGCAACAGCCUGCAGCAGCUCAGGCUGCAGUGUGUCCACCUGCAGCUCCCAGUAAGACCAAGCAGGACCUCAUGAUGUGUAAAGCCAUGUGUAUCGGCAUCGCCUACUCCUCCAACAUCGGCGGCAUUGCCACGCUGCCUGGAACCUCCCCCAACCUCAUCUUCUCUGAAUACCUCAACCAGAUUUACCCAAACUGCAACUGCAUUAACUUCGGGAACUGGCUCUUGUUGUGCCUGCCCAUCAGUGUGAUCAUGCUGCUGCUCACAUGGAUAUGGCUCUACUGGCUCUUCAUUGGCUCAGACUUCAGGUUCCUGUGGCGAUGUGGAGGGGAGCAUUCUGAGAAAGAGAAGGCAGCAAGAAAAGUUAUAGAAGACGAGUACAAGUUGCUGGGACCCAUGAGCUCUCAGGAGAUCGUCACUGCGGUGGUUUUCCUGCUGUUGGUGCUGUUGUGGCUGACCAGAUCUCCAGGGUUCAUGCCUGGCUGGGCUUCACUCUUCCCCCAUCACUCAGGCUACAUCACUGACGCCACCGUAGCUCUUCUGCUGGGCCUCUCUUUUUUCAUCUUACCUGCCAACGGACCCUCCCAAAAAUAUGGUAAUUCAGAGGCCAUGAUCUCCUGGAAAGAGUUUCAGGCCUCGAUGCCGUGGAAAGUGGCCUUGCUGGUUGGUGGGGGCUUCGCACUCGCUGAAGGCACAAAGGAAUCAGGCCUAUCCCUAUGGGUGGCGAAAUUGCUGACACCUCUGGGUGAUCUGCCAAUCUUGGCCACGAUUGUCGUCGCUUGCAUCAUCGUCACCAUGGUAACAGAGGUGGCCAGCAACGCUGCCACUAUCACCAUCUUCCUCCCCAUCCUCUCACCUCUGGCUGAGGCCAUCCACGUCAACCCACUGUACGUCCUGAUCCCCACUACCCUUUGCACAUCCUUCUCCUUCCUGCUGCCAGUGUCCAACCCGCCCAACGCCGUCGUGUUCACUUAUGGACACAUCAACAUCAUGGACAUGGUGAAGGCGGGGCUUGGCGUUAACGUAAUUGGCGUCCUUGCCGUGCUGUUCGCUGUGGUGACAUGGGGUGUUCCACUAUUCACUCUGGAUACGUACCCUGACUGGGCGCCGGUCCACCCUGGUUUUAACUCAACAAUACCUUGAAGACUGGUCCCCAAGUCUGGUUCUGAAUGAGAGGCCACCAGGGGCCUCUUGAGGGAGAACAAGAUGCAUGUGCUCUCACUCACCGAAAGAUGAGAGUGUUUUUAUUUGUAGAUGGUGGUUUCUUUCCACCAACAGCACAUGCUAACAUUUAGGAGCCUCGGUUUUAAGACCAGUAUUUAGUAUAGUAGCACUGAUAAUUUAAAUCAGGAUUCUCUGUACAUAUUAAUCAUCGAAGAACUAUAAUUAAAGUAUUAUUCUGUUGUAAUUUUUAGAUAUUGGCAACAAAUCCAAUGUGUAGAUCCAAGAAUUAUGUGUCCAAAACCAGAGAUAUUUCAUUUUUCUGUGCCAUAAAACUCUGUUACUGCUGGAACUCAGUCAUAUGACAAGUUCCUCAAAGAACACAUAAUGUAGCUUAUGUUGCUAAAGUUACUUUAGCAACAAUGGAAGAAAUUAUGUGGUGUAAUGUGGGAGGUGUAGUUUGAUUUUACACCACAUUUACUGUAUGUUUCAGGCCCGGGUGCCAGCAAACAACCUCUGAUAAUCAAACUGUCCACUACCUGCUAACCACCAAACAGCAGACAGUUAGAGACCAGCUGGUAAAUAAAGCGAAACAUCCA
Messenger RNA from Hippoglossus stenolepis (Pacific halibut), 2396 nucleotides. It is a transcript of the gene slc13a1, whose product is annotated as solute carrier family 13 member 1. Bases 1 to 1779 code for a protein of 592 amino acids. Gene Ontology annotation, molecular function: sodium:sulfate symporter activity. Lineage: Eukaryota; Metazoa; Chordata; Actinopteri; Pleuronectiformes; Pleuronectidae. The record is from RefSeq and is a predicted model, not a curated record. Gene Ontology annotation, biological process: monoatomic anion transmembrane transport. Gene Ontology annotation, cellular component: membrane. The transcript is spliced from 15 exons.